This is a messenger RNA of Benincasa hispida (wax gourd), 450 nucleotides long. The record is from RefSeq and is a predicted model, not a curated record. NCBI's taxonomy places the organism in Eukaryota, Viridiplantae, Streptophyta, Magnoliopsida, Cucurbitales, Cucurbitaceae.
AUGUUAUAUAGGAAUCUUACAGAUGAUUUGGAUUUCAAGCUUGAGGACAUAAAGCUAGAUAACUUGGAAACAAAUCACUUUGUUCUUGUCCAUGGAGGGGGUUUUGGUGCUUGGUAUUGGUAUAAAACUAUUGCUCUUCUUGAAGAAGCAGGCUACAGAGCUACGAUGAUAGACUUAACUGGUUCAGGAAUUCAUUCAUUUGAUCCAAACAGCAUCACAGAUCUCUCGCAAUAUGUGCAACCGCUCACGGAUGUUCUUGAAAAGCUUCCUACUGGCGAAAAGGUACUCUCAUUCCCUGAUAUAAAUGAUUUUGUAGAUUUGGACUUGAAUGCUGGUUCGAACGAUGUCAUGCGACAGGCUCAAGUCUUUGUGUACUCAAAUAGCAACGACAACCCUCCAACAGCUAUUGAAUUGAAAAGGAUGGAACUCCGAGAUGUUGUAGCUGUGUAA